GUGCAUCGCCAAUAUUACCGUGGGGUAUAUGCCAGAACUGGUGCUUGCGCAAGCAAGUCAAAGAAAGUCUUAAGGAAAAAUAUCCAAAAUACAUACCGCUUGUUGACCCAGUUGACGGUAGCAUAGAGGUCAGACAACGAAUAGCAUAUCUCGAAACAUUCCUCAAAGAUUAUGUAAUUGAAGUAGAUGUAUUGGAAGAGACUGAAAAUGUUGAUGAAGGAGAUAACGCUCUGACUGCGGCUGAAAAAGAUGAACUCGCCACGGGAUCAAGAAGGUCACUUACUCCAGGUGACGACGAAUGA
This is a messenger RNA of Paraglomus brasilianum, 302 nucleotides long. Lineage: Eukaryota; Fungi; Glomeromycota; Glomeromycetes; Paraglomerales; Paraglomeraceae. The record is from the annotation of a GenBank genome assembly.